CGUUUCCCGACGAGGGACGAUCCGGAUUCGUACGGGAACCGGACUUCCCAAGGACAGCAACGUACACAUUUCCUUCCCGCCCUUUUCACCUAUUUGAAAUCUGAAGAACCCAAAACAUGACUUCCACACCCUCAAUUCUGAACUUUUUCACCCCUCCAAAGCCCCAAAAAAUGACUACCACCCCCCAAAAUUCAAACCUCUCUCUCCUCUGCCUCUGCACCCACCUUCAAGAAGCCAAGCAAAUCCACUCCCUCAUGAUCAAAUCCUCCCAAAUCUCUGACCCCUACUCAGCAAGCCGACUCACCGAGUUCUACGCCAUCUCCGACCAUGGUUCCCUUGGAUGUGCCCAGAAAAUCCUCGACUCCGUAGAACAAUCCUACCCAUUCAUAUGGAACAUUGUCAUAAGGGGCCACCUCAAGAAACAUGACCCCAUCAAAGCCAUCCAUCUCUACCAUCAGAUGAUAAGCCGGUCCGUCGAGCCCGAUCACUACACCUUCACAUCCCUUCUCAAGGCGUGCACCCAACUGCCCGCGCCUCUGAUCGGAAAACAGCUCCACUCUCAGAUCAUCAAGCACGGGCUCGAAUCCAGCAUCUUCAUCCGCAACAAGCUCAUCCAUCACUACGCCAUCUCUGGUGCACUUGCAAAUGCUCGCAAGAUAUUCGAUGAAAGUACUGAAUUGGACAUUGUCACUUGGAACAGCAUGUUAGAAGGGUAUGCUAAUGACAGAGAUGGCAAGUCUCUACACCAACUCUUCGAUCAAAUGCCGUAUCGGGAUAUAGUGUCUUGGAACACGAUGAUUGCAUACUAUGUGCAGGUGGGCCAAUUCGAGGAAGCGGUUAUGAUGUUUCGAACAAUGCAAGAGAGUGGAGAACAGCCAGAUCCAGUGUCUUUGGUUAGUGUUAUAUCUGCAGUGGCCCACUUGGGUGGUCUUGGACAAGGAAUGUGGGUCCAUGCUUAUAUUGAAAAGCAUCAAAUUGAGAUCAAUGAGAACCUCAGUUCAGCACUCGUUAGCAUGUACUCAAAAUGUGGGUGCAUGGAUGGUGCCAUUCAAGCAUUCCAGAAUAGCAACCGCAAGAACAUUGAUACUUGGAAUGCAAUGAUCUGUGGCCUAGCUGCAAAUGGGCAUAGUAUAAAAGCUCUCAUUUUUUUCUCAGAGAUGAAGAAUUCUGGUGUGCAGCCCAAUGCAAUCACCUUCUCUUGUGUCUUGAAUGCUUGCAGUCAUGGCGGGAUGGUCGAUGAUGGCAUCAAGUAUUUUAGGAAAAUGACGGAUGUUUAUGGGAUUGAACCUGACAUUGCGCAUUAUGGAUGUAUGGUUGAUCUAUUCAGCCGGGCAGGUCUGUUUGAUAAGGCAGAGGAGAUUAUGAGAAAGAUACCAAUGGACCCAGAUGCUGUUAUGUGGAAGGCUUUGUUGGGUGCUUGUAGAAUCCAUAGGAAUUUCGAGUUGGGUGAGCGUGCAGGCAUUCGGCUGAUUGAAUUGGCCCCAGUUGAUCAUGCAGGGUAUGUUCUGUUAUCAAACUUAUAUGCGAUGGCAGAUAAUUGGGAUGGGGUUUAUAAGGUGAGGAAGAUGAUGUUUGAAAGAGGGAUAAGGAAGUUACCUGGAUGCAGUUCAAUCGAAGUGGAGGGCGUCGUUCAUGAAUUUGUAGUCGGAGAUGCAACCCAUUUUCGGAAGAAGGAGAUUUAUGAAAUGCUUGGUGAAAUGGGUGAAAGAUUGAAGGUUGAUGGGUAUGAGCCUUAUACUGAACAGGUAUUGCUUGAUAUUGAUGAGGAAGAAGUGAAGCAGACUUCAUUGAGUCAUCAUAGCGAGAAGCUGGCAAUUGCCUUUGGAUUCAUCAGCACAAGCCCUGGUACGACAAUACGUGUGGUGAAGAACCUACGUGUAUGCAGCGACUGUCAUUCAGCAAUCAAGCUUCUAUCGAAGAUCUAUGACCGGGGCAUCAUUGUCAGGGAUUCAAAUAGGUUCCACCAUUUUAAAGAUGGGUCCUGUUCUUGCGGGGAUUAUUGGUGAUGUUUUUGAAAUUUUUUUGUUAGGAGUGCUUUUCCAAUGAAUCUGAGGCUCACUAGUGUACAAUAUCAGGUGGACCCACCAUGCAAAUGCACUGGAACAAAAGUCAGGGUAGUCCAUUCAUAGAGUGGGUCCAUCACAGUGCCUGUAAUUCGGCAGAUGAGAUGAAAAAAAAAAAAGGAAAAUAGAAAUACAGAUCUUCUUUA
Messenger RNA from Magnolia sinica, 2209 nucleotides. Its product is annotated as pentatricopeptide repeat-containing protein At5g48910-like. The record is from RefSeq and is a predicted model, not a curated record. The transcript has a single exon. Gene Ontology annotation, molecular function: RNA binding; zinc ion binding; protein binding. NCBI's taxonomy places the organism in Eukaryota, Viridiplantae, Streptophyta, Magnoliopsida, Magnoliales, Magnoliaceae. Bases 117 to 2006 code for a protein of 629 amino acids. Gene Ontology annotation, biological process: RNA modification.